Molecule: messenger RNA, 2553 nt
Organism: Dissoconium aciculare CBS 342.82
Lineage: Eukaryota; Fungi; Ascomycota; Dothideomycetes; Mycosphaerellales; Dissoconiaceae
Exons: 1
Coding region: 95-2473 (792 amino acids)
Biological process (GO): GPI anchor biosynthetic process
Cellular component (GO): endoplasmic reticulum
Source: RefSeq, a predicted model, not a curated record
UCCCAACGAUCAUAUCGUUACAAGCUGACUAUCGCAUCCUGUACACAAUGCAGCGCGCGCUCGAUUGGAUGCAACAUUGCUGUUCUCAGUGAGAAUGCCAUUUCGCCAAUCUGUCGAACAAAACGUCCGACAUGUUCUUCAGCAUACAUUAAGGGUCCUGCGACGGGUUCCUGUCGCGUGCGCUGUCCUCAUCGUCAUUUGGGCUUACACACUACUCCACGGCGAAAGAUGGACAUUCGCGAAUCAUAUCCGAACAUGUGCCUGGCAAGAGUGGGAGGGUUGGCCUGAGGAUGCUACACCACAUCAUUUGGUGUUCGUCGCCGACCCACAACUUGUUGAUCCACAUACCUAUCCUGGUCGGCCAUGGCCUUUGGACACCCUCACAGAGAUCUACACUGAUCGCUACAUGAGUCGUAACUUCCGCCUAAUCAAUGCCGAGCUCGAUCCGGACUCCGUAGUCUUCUUGGGAGACUUAUUCGACGGCGGUCGCGAAUGGGCACCGAGCUGGGGACGUCCCUUGAGCGCAGACGAGAAGGUCUUUCUUUACAAUCUGGGUGUGGUGGUGAAGCCGAGAAUCCCCGAAGUAAAAAAUUCACACGUGAAAGAGGGAGAUUUCAAUCCGGAUCUUGCCAAGCUGCAAGAAAGCUGGGAGAUUGAGGCUCGGCAGUCAGCGCAGCCAGUGCCGCCACAGGAUCCGAGGAGCUACAUACACGGCGAGGAGGGCAGAUGGGCGAGAUGGGGAAGCGAGCAAUGGGUUAUAGAGAUGGAGCGCUUUGCGAAAAUCUUCUAUGCGCCUGGACAGCUAUACCCACGCUCCAGUCGAAGCCAAUCGCCUGCAGUGAAGACUUGGCCUAGCGACAUCAUCCUUGAUAAUGGCGCGUGGAACACCAGUAGGCAGGAACUUGCAAUCCUGGGCCACAAGCAGCGCAAAGUCGUGACCAACCUCCCUGGGAAUCACGACGUCGGGUUUGGAUCUGGCGUCCAGCUAUCUGUGAGAAAUCGCUUCGAGGGCGUUUUUGGAAGCGGGAACGAUUUAUAUGUACUCGGAAACCACACAUUUUUGAGUCUCGACACGCCGUCGCUCUCCGCAUAUAGCGAGUUUACAAUUAGAGGAGAGACCUCAAAGGAGGAACGAGACGAGGCGCGAUACAUCUGGGAGCCGGCCUAUCAAUACUUGGACAAUCUGCAAAAUCUGUCCAAGCCGGUCAUCAACAGCGCCAUUGCCGAGAUGUUUCCUGAUGCAGAGAACGUCCCCGGACGGACUCCUCAGCAGAUUGCUGAUGCACGAGCAGCAAGCGAUGCCCUUGUCAAGCGACAGCCUUCUCAAACACAGUUGCCUGUCAUUUUACUGUCACACGUGCCGUUCUACCGCGACCAGGGCUUCGAUUGCGGCCCUCUGCGGGAGAAAGGAAGGUCCAUUCACGUUUCAGCCGGAUAUCAAUACCAGAAUGUACUCACCAAGGAGCUCACAACUCACAUUGUCCAGCGAGUCUCGUCUUCGAUUGGCGAAAUUGCCCACGUCUUCUCCGGCGACGACCACGAUUACUGCGAUGUCGAAUUCCCUUACGAUAUAGGAAGUGUAUCUGGUGAACCUUCCCACUUCUGGCCCAGUGUUAGAGAUAUCACUGUCAAGAGUUUUAGUUGGGCCAUGGGCGUUCGGAAACCUGGUUUCCUGCUGGUUAGUCUUUGGAACCCCAUAGAUGCGAAUGGUAAAAGCAUCAGAUCCACGAGGCAGACCAUCCAAUCCAAGUCAUGCCUACUGCCCGACCAAUUGGGCAUAUUCAUCCAAUAUGCAUCGCUCCUGGGCUUCACCUUGGCAGUCCUCCUUGCUCGUGCCGUCUUUGUCGCUUCCCGCGGCUAUUCCGAUCAAGACGAUCUGGUUCUCAGCACCCUCACUUCCCGCUCUGCGACAAAGCACAGCAGCAGCAAGUCAAAUGGCUUUUCCGCGUCACAAUCCUCCCCACUGCUCCACGGUCGCCACCGCGCCUCCUCAACUUCUACUUCAACCAACACCAGCGAUCCCGAGAAACUCAGCGUCCAGCGCAGCUACAAUGCCCGCACCCGAAGCAUAAGUCCCAUGCCGCUAGGAGAAGCUUUCACCAAGAUCGCCUCCAUUGCAAAGAAUGCCGUUUCCUCCCAGAAUCUUUCACCAGAAUCACAUGCCGUGGAAUAUGAGAAGUCGCGACUUUCUCCACAAGUCCGCUGGGACGAUGCUCAUUCGGAUCUCGAAUCGCAGAUCGAUGAUGCUGAGCACGAUCAGGACGAAGACUAUGAUGACUUUGAUCCCAUAUUCUCGUCUUCUUCGGGUACGAGUGGGACAAGGGACAGUCAAGCGAAAUGGAAGAAGAGGCUGCGGCCGAAGAGGAAGGGCGGUGGGAAAGCUCGUCGUGCGAUCAUCGAGUUUGGUAGUAGUUUGGUGUGGGUUGCGGUGCCCAGUGCAGUCUUAUACGGUUGGUUAAUCUGGAGUGGCUGAAAUUGCUGGACCUGGUACAUAGUGUUGACAGACGACCGAAUCCAUAUCGCAUCCUGCCGUUCCAACGUGGGAAUCUCAUC